Zasmidium cellare ATCC 36951 is the source of this 1533-nucleotide messenger RNA. RefSeq lists its product as uncharacterized. NCBI's taxonomy places the organism in Eukaryota, Fungi, Ascomycota, Dothideomycetes, Mycosphaerellales, Mycosphaerellaceae. The record is from RefSeq and is a predicted model, not a curated record. The transcript has 2 exons. The coding region runs from base 1 to 1533 and encodes 510 amino acids.
AUGGCACGACAGCAAACGCUGAAGCAGGCGUUCGCGGCGGUCGGACGUAAGACGAAGGCGCCGACUAGGCAGAUGCGUCAGAGUACGCUCAACUUCGACGGCUGCGCGCCCGCCCUGAGAGACGACAGCGACGAUGACGGCGAAUCGAUCGACUCCUGCGGCUGUAGCGACCACACUGCAACGAUGAACGACUACUAUGAAUGCAUUUGCAGCCGAGAGGACUGCGAUUUCGAAAACGAUCCUGAGUCUUGCAAUUGUAACGCGUGUUGGGAAGACCGAAUCGACCAGGACCCAACGCUCUGUGCAGUCCGUUCUGGAUUCUUCCACCGCCAUCAAGAGAACGCUGUUGCUGACGCCUUCUACGACGACUCGCGUUGGGACGAUCAGUUCCUGGCGUACUACGACGAACAAUGCAAGCCCAAAGUGUUGAAGCAAUUCGUCCUGCAGCGCGGUCUGUUGGAUGCAUUUCCUGCUGGCGUCACUCUGAAGUACUACUACAUCAAAGAGCUUCUCACUGCGGACAGUGUCCGCGUCUUUCGCUUCCUCGAUCUACCGGCCGAGAUGAGGAAUGAGGUGUACGGAUACCUCUUAGCGCCCCAGCAGCGCUAUACCCGCCGGACACAGAUUUUGAGGACUUGCAAGGCAAUAUACAACGAGGCCAACGAGAUUCUGUAUGCGGACAACGUCAUCUCUUGCGCGUUUUCGAAUCGACAAGAUUCCAGCGGAAAACGCGUGAUAAUCAACCACCGGACGUAUUCUGGAGCGAAUGCUCUCGAACUCUCUCAGCUUCCCGGUGCCAUCGAUCACUACCCAAGCUUUUUAGCCCGUCUGCGAAAGCUCGAGAUAGAGAUUCAUAUGGACUUGCCGUACGCAGCAGCGAACAGAAACCCUAUUGUCGACUUCGUGCGCUCUGCCCUACUGGCUUUGGCUUCGAUUCUCAUGGAGGGUGGCCGGCUGAAGGGUCUCCGAGUCCGUGUCUCGACAACCUCCGGCACGCUCCAGGAUAAAGUCGUCGCCAGUGUGUUGUAUCCAUUGCGUCGUUUGCGGAACACCGAUCUUACGUUCGCCGGCGAUGUCGAGGUACCUGACUUUCUGCGGAACGACAUGGCUGCAGAGCUGCGCCUGCGAGAGCCCGUGUUCAACACGCUUAUGCAUUGUCGCCUCAUCUUGUCGAACGCAGAAGCCUACUUGCGACUGAUUGACGUCCUGGACCCACUGCCCAGCAACAAUCCACAGAGGAUGGGCAACUCCCGAGCCGCGCAGAUGGCUCGACAAGUCCGAUACCUACAAGGGAAGAUGGUUAACCGGCGAAGUCUCUUCGCUGACUGGCUUGGCGAAGUCAAGGUUCAGACCCAUCUUGCCAAGCUCCAGAAGCAAAUCGAAGAGGUCUUUCCCAACGAGAUGCGCAAGAUGGUGGAAGGCAUCGGUAAGGCCACCAGCGACAGGCAGGCAUAUCAGCAGGAGCAUCAACGAUGGACUAUUGGUGAUCUGUCCCGAGCGAAAUCUCCAUCGCCUGACCCGGCACCACUCUAG